CACACACACACACACCCCUCCCCCCUGUCAACCGCUCUCCCUCUCUCUCUCUGUUAAUCCGCCUCUCGCUCUCACUCUGCAGUCAUCAUGGCGGAAAUCAAAACGGGAAUCUUCGCUAAAAACGUACAGAAACGGCUGAACAGGGCGCAGGAGAAGGUGCUGCAGAAGCUGGGGAAAGCAGAUGAGACCAAAGAUGAGCAGUUUGAACAAGUGGUCAUUAACUUCAGGAGACAGGAGUCUGAAGGCUCUCGGCUGCAGAGGGAGAUGAAGGCCUACAUGUCUGCUAUUAAAGGGAUGCAGCAGGCCUCCAUCAACCUGACCCAGUCUCUGCAUGAAGUCUACGAACCAGACUGGCACGGAAAAGACGACGUCAUGAUCAUCGGAAAGGACUGUGAUGCAUUGUGGGAAGACUUCCAUAACAAACUGGUGGACUCGACGCUGCUGAACCUGGACGCUUACCUGCAACAGUUCCCGGACCUUAAGACUCGUGUGGCCAAGAGGAGUCGGAAACUCAUUGACUACGACAGCGCUCGUCACAAUGUUGAAAGUCUGCAGGCGUCUGGGAUGAAGAACGACCGCAAGAUUAUGAAGGCAGAAGAUGAACUGAAAAAGGCUCAGAGAGUGUUUGAUGAGCUCAACGUGGGUCUCCAGGAUGAACUACCGACUCUCUGGGACAGCCGGGUCGGCUUCUAUAUCAGCACCUACAAGAGUGUAACGAGUCUGGAGGCAAAGUUUCACAGAGAGAUCUCCCUGGUGUGCAGACAGUUGUAUGAAGUGAUGACCAAACUGGCUGAGCAGCACUCUGACAAAAUGUUUACCAUCCAAGGAGCUCCGAGUGAUUCAGGACCACUACGACUCGCGAGAACCCCAUCACCACCAGAAGAUGAGAGUCCACCAGAGAGUCCAGACGCCAGCUCCAAUCAUAUGCUCCGUCCUGUCUCACCUGGACCACCACGGCCCAAAUCCCCCACACAGUUUAAAAAGGGACCACCGGUUCCUCCACCACCAAAGGUUACACCUACCAAGGAGGUGGCAGAGGACCAGAUUAUCGACCUAUUUGGAGGAGAAUUUUUACCAGCACCUUCACCAUCGCAGCCCAAUGAACGACCUGGAGAAUCUCUUCUUGACCUGGACUUUGAUGCUUUUCAGCCAGAUGAAAGUGUCUCGCCAAUACCACAGACAACUAUACCUUGGGACAUGUGGUCGGGAAACGCACAAACAGCUCAGCCUCAGGCUGCAGAUGCCGGCUUCAUGGCUGACUGGUCCGCAGACUUUGGUUCAGUGCCAGCAAAUGGAGAUGCCUCUUCAAGAGCCGAGGCCCCUGGUGCCCCUGCUGUAGUGCUGGAGGGGGCACAGGGUGGGGCUCAGGGCUGGCCCCAAGCAGAUGGCUUGCAGCCGGGUGGAGACACAGCUACACCUCCUCAGGAAAGCGAGGCAGCCACAGCAGCUGAAGAUGAGGUGACCAGUGGAUUUAAUGGAUUUUCACAGGAUGCUUCUGCCCCAUCAUUUUUUGCUGAUUUUGAUAAGAUGAACAAAGCUAAUGCUGAAUCAACUGGGACUCCUGGAGCCUCAGAGACACAAGCUGCUGCCUCGACAGAACCUGCUGAGGAGCAAGACAAACCUGCAGCCCCCCCUGCUGGAGACGAACCUGCAGCCCCCCCUGCUGGAGACGAACCUGCAGCCCCCCCUGCUGCAGACGAACCUGCAGCCCCCCCUGCUGCAGUUGAACCUGCAGCCUCCCCUGCUGGAGACGAACCUGCAGCCCCCCCUGCUGCAGACGAACCUGCAACCCCCCCUGCUGGAGACGAACCUGCAGCUUCCCCUGCUGAAGACAAACCUGCAGCUUCCCCUCCUGGAGGAGAGGUGGAUGAACAUCCUGCUCCACCUGCUGGUGAGGAAGUCACAGCAGAAAGUCCUGGCAGCCUGAAGGAGGAGAACCCUGCUUCAACGGUUGGAUCUCCCAGCUCUGAGAAACCAGAACUUGGUGAGGAAAAGAUGCCGAUCCCCUCCGUGGUGAUUGAACCCGCCUCUAGUAAUGAAGGUGACGAUGACCGCGAUACUGACAUCAUCUCCCCCACUGCCAUAAGUGACAAUGGUGUUACUGCACAAAACCAGACCAUUAAACACAUGAGUCCAUCUGGUGGCAUCUCAGGACUCCCUGAUGACUUUCUCUAUAAGGUGGAGACAAUGCAUGACUUUGAAGCUGCAAAUUCAGAUGAACUUGAACUUAAGAGAGGUGAUGUGGUGUUGGUGGUUCCAACUGCUUCAGUAGAGGAUCAGGAUGCUGGCUGGCUCACAGGGAUCAAAGAAAGUGACUGGUUAACACUUGGAGCUGGUGCUCGAAAAGGACUGUUCCCGGAAAACUUUACCCAGCGUUUGGAGUAAGAGGUCUCUUUAGAUGGCAGAUAAAAUCAGAAGAAAUUUGAAACACUGGUGUCCAAGCAGUCCAGUCAGCAUGUAGCCAUCCCCGUCCUGAGAAAAACCUGUGGUCUCCUGCAGCUGUCUGCUGGACAACACAAGGCUUUCUCUGGUCUGCACUCUCCUGAAAGGGAAACUCAUGGUAAUAAAUACUAGUACUAUUCCCAGCAGAAGUGAAAAUUAAAAAGCAUGAUGUGAUAGUAUGGUCUACCUUUCCUGGAACUAAGAUCUUUUUUUUUUUUUUAAAGAAAAAAUAUGAUGUAUGGUUUAUUGGGAAUGUUGAAAUAUCUACAUGUUCACACCUACAAAAGCAGGAUGUGUUUCUGGAGUUAACUAAAUGAAAAAUAAGAAAAACUGCACCUUUUUUGCACCGUGUGUUGUACUGAUUUUGUUGCUCUGCUGUGGAGUAUACGAGAAUCUGUAGUGCUGUGAUCUAUUUAAAUGUUUUUGAGUGUAACAUGAAUUUCUUGAGUUUGUAGUUUUUUUCAGACACAUCAUUGCUGUUACCUUUGAAUCACUGUUAGUGUAUUUCUGUGUUUUGGUUGAGUGUGUGGUGAUCUUUUUUUGGCAUAUGUGGCAAUUAAUGAAUUUAUUGAAAAGUGUUGCUGUGUUUCUGCCAAAAGAAUAUUGACAUGUAUUAUUUGAGUACUGGCCAACAUCAGUGCCCAUCCAGCAUGAAAAUCUCUGAACAUUUAUUGAAUUAAGUAUUUUAAAAUACAAUAAAAACAAAAUCUCCAUACUAUUAAAAUAUUGUAUAAUUCAAGUCUUAUAAAAAUUAUAUUUGCAAGAAAGUGAACCAACCAGACGACAGCUUAAUCUUAUCAGCCAUCUAUAUAUAAGUGUACGAUCACAGGGAAGGUAUUAACAAAUCCAAUAUGCAAUCUAUGUUGUCGGAUUAUUUUAGGUCUCCAUAUUCCAACAGUUCUGUAGAUCAAUGAAGUUGGUGUCACCUCCUUUGAUAGUGAAGUUAACCCCCAAUUUAGACAUUUUGUGAUGUACAAACCAUAACCAUUAAUGUCAUGAUCAAUAAAUGAGCGUUAAUACUGUAUAAA
Molecule: messenger RNA, 3470 nt
Organism: Seriola aureovittata
Lineage: Eukaryota; Metazoa; Chordata; Actinopteri; Carangiformes; Carangidae
Gene: amph
Product: amphiphysin
Exons: 22
Coding region: 88-2385 (765 amino acids)
Biological process (GO): synaptic vesicle endocytosis
Cellular component (GO): plasma membrane; cytoplasm; synaptic vesicle
Molecular function (GO): protein binding; phospholipid binding
Source: RefSeq, a predicted model, not a curated record